Seminavis robusta is the source of this 1591-nucleotide messenger RNA. Lineage: Eukaryota; Bacillariophyta; Bacillariophyceae; Naviculales; Naviculaceae. The record is from the annotation of a GenBank genome assembly.
CCGCAUGCCACCCUUGCUUGACCGGUUGACUACAACAGCGAAGGUAUACUUUUACAAUCACAUAUCUUUACACUUGCAGCAAAAUGAGCCUGGAAGAUGAUCCGAUGCUCUCGAGUCUCCCUCGUCUGUUGGCUUGGAAAGACAAGGGCACCUUGACGGUGGUGGACGGGGUGGAACUGUUUUCCAUUGCCACACCGGGCUUUGGCCUUGCAACAACUAAUAAAAAGCCCCAUUUGUUGAUUCUGCAUGGCUACCCUACGGCGUCGUACGAUUUCCACAAGAUUUACAAUGCCCUGACUGCCAAAUUUGAAGUGCUGUGCUGGGAUUUUGCGGGAUUUGGAUUUUCGCAAAAAGUGUAUCGGACCAUUGGACAACAAGUGGACUUGUUGGAAGGAUUGUUGGAGCAAAAUGUAACCAACAAUGACAAUGAUCUUUCGCUCCACAUUUUAUCGCAUGACUUGGGAGAUACAUUGGUGCAAGAAAUGAUUGCACGGGGACGCAAUUUCUCGGCGACCAUUGAAUCGAUUGUCAUGCUCAAUGGCGGGAUUCUUCCCAACGAGUGUCAACCCACCGUGGUUCAAAAACUCAUGCUGAUUCCAGGCAUUAACCACGUGGGGGCCAUGUUGGUACAGAAUUUGCGUGUGUUUAGCAAGUCCGUUUCCAAAGUCUUUGGUCCUCAUACGCAACCCACACACGAGGAACUCCGAGAAUUGCACGCCCUGGCACUGUGUCGGGGAGGACAUGCGGUCGCGGCACACAAUAUAAAAUACAUUACGGAGCGUCAAAUCUUUCACGAUCGAUGGGUGACGGCCCUCCAGUCGUAUGCGAAACAUCGGCAUUUGUUGUUCCUCAAUGGACCGGCCGAUCCGGUGUCGGGACGACACUUGGCCACUGCCGUGCAAGAACAAAUUCCAGGAGCCAAAGUGGUCUUUUUGGACAACGAUAUUGGACAUUGGCCACAAAUCGAGGCACCCAAAGCCACCAUUGACGGCAUUAUGGAGUUUCACAAACAGCAGCUUGGGACAUUUUGAAGAAAAAGAGCAAGGGCUAAACUAAACGAGCGAAUCGAAUCCAUCCUUCCUUGUCAUAUAUACAUGCUCGUGCGGAUCACAGCAGCUCCCGUCGAUAUACACCAUCACCCCAUGGCGAUGCACCCUGGAGGAAUUCGCCCGCCCCCCAAAAUCAUCCAGGAUGAACGCUACGACGGCGGAUGAAUCCUCAAGCAUGAGGGAAAAAGACGGGACGAAGAAACAUCCACGCCCUUGGAAGCAGCACCAACCUCGAAAACGGGACGGUUCAUGCACAAAGCAACAAAAACACAGGUCAUGUUGCAAUACACACGACAACAAACCAGGGAUUCCACCCUGAAGGAAAUCUCCUGCAGUGGGGACCCACAAAUGAAUCAUCCAAGAUAAAUUCUCCGUGGGCACAAGAACCCGGAGGGGAAAAACAGCAGGAUGAGGUAACAGCCACGCCAUUGGAAACAGCAGCAGCCUCGAAAACAGGACGGUAAAUGCACAAAGCAACAAAAACACAGGUCAUGUCGCAAUACACACGACAACAAACCAGGAAAUCCAAAGGCUCCCUUUAU